AUGGGCAUCUCGUGGUCCAAAGUUCUGGAAAGCGACAUAGGAUUGCGGAUGUGGCGGUGGUUUCCCAGGGGAACCAAACGUCGCGUCCUCCGCAGCGCAUGCCUCUUCCAGCUGCAAGGUGGGGCGAAGUUUCACCCAGAACUGGAAGAGCUCGCGCAAAGGGAGCUCGAGCGAAGAGUCAUGCAACUCCUUUCCGGCUACGGCCUUGACCCUCUGAAUACGAUGAUAGUUCUUCACCGAUGCGAAGGGUAUAUCUCUGGAUCAGCGGUCCUAUGGGUACUACGCCCAGGUAGUUUUCGACCAGGCGACAUUGACUUCUACGUGACGCAGUUCCACGCGGGAAUUCUUUGGGAUUUUUUGACCAGUAGCCCAGGGUGGAGGUGGGUACCCGACGCAGAGCUUCACACCAUCGGGAAACAACCAAUGCCAGCGUAUGCGGAGCUCCCUUUCGUCAAAGAGAUAUGGUACUUUUUCAAGGAAGGGAGUGGGCAGAUAAUAAAUGUUAUCGUGACUAACAACGACGGGUGA
Coprinopsis cinerea okayama7#130 is the source of this 528-nucleotide messenger RNA. RefSeq lists its product as hypothetical. The record is from RefSeq and is a predicted model, not a curated record. The coding region runs from base 1 to 528 and encodes 175 amino acids. The transcript has 2 exons. Lineage: Eukaryota; Fungi; Basidiomycota; Agaricomycetes; Agaricales; Psathyrellaceae.